CAAUGGCUACCAAAUCUUCGUCGGCGACAUUCGCGAUCGAAGCUCGCCCAUAUUCGGCGACAAGGCCAGUCAAGAGUGCCCCGCAGCUCCGACCGGUUCCAGCAUUUUCCAUCGAGUCGUUGCAGAAGAAUACGUUCGUGAUGGGUCCUCCCAAGGCGCAGAAACACAAAUACCUGAUGCAACCGAAGGCCACCUCCUUUCGGAUGUACUACGACCGCGGAGAUCUCCCCAUCAAAAUGGAAUACCUGACCGGUGGGGACAAAAUUGCCUGGACCGUCGAUAUCGACAAGCUGGACUACGGCCUCUACCUUCCUCUGUUCUUUGACGGUCUCUCCGAAAUACGCCACCCGUACAAAACGUACGCCCGGCAGGGCGUGCAGGACCUCCUGUCGCACGGCGGCGACAAAAUCUACCCCGUUAUACCGCAGCUAAUUAUACCGAUCAAGAAUGCGCUAAACACACGCAACAUGGAGGUCAUGUGUGUUACAUUGAAAAUCAUCCAACAACUGGUGAUGGCAUCGGAUCUCAUUGGGCCGGCCUUGGUGCCCUUCUACCGACAACUGCUGCCAAUGUUCAAUGCCUACAAAGUGAAAAAUAUAAAUUCCGGCGACGCCAUCGACUACGGUCAGAAGAACAACAUGAACGUGGGCGACCUGAUCGACGAGACGCUGCAGGUGUUGGAGCGCCACGGCGGCGAGGAUGCCUUCAUCAACAUAAAGUACAUGGUUCCGACGUACGAGUCGUGCUAUCUGAAUUAGACCUUCGGAUACGUUGAAUUGUUGGAAAUCAUACGAUGUUGCUGCUGUUGUUUCGGUUGCUUCGUAAUAUCGCACCGGUGCUGAUGGAAGAGACGAUAAAGAUGUGGAUAGUGAAAUGUAGCUAUUGAAGGAUAUUAGGAGAUAUUACCACGCAAUUAUUAGAAAAGUGCCAAACUAGUCAAGUAAAAAGUUGCUUACCGGAAUAGCGGUACGAGAAUAGAUGUGCAAUUUCGGACAACGAACUUAUUUUCUAAAAAAACAUAUGAUAGAAAUCCUGAUAUACGUUUUAUACAAUUUUCCAUCUUUCAAGGUUUGGCGAAAAUUGGUUGAUAAGAAGGGUCAAACUGGUUUAGAUGCAAUACUUUUAAUCGAUACAUUAUCUAAUACAGCUGCACAAACCUGAGAUCAGAGAUCGAGGUGUACUAUGUUUGAGAUUAUUUUAUGUUCCUAAACAUAUAUAUGUUCCUAACUGCUAAGUUACCACUGAUAUAUUGGUUUAUGCUUGUUUAUUAUUCACGCACAUAUCUAGAUACAUUUAUACAAUUCGCUAUUUGAAGAAGCCAUCCUUGAAACAUGGGAAAAUUGCUUUUGCAAAACAAAUAACAAUUUUAGAUAAUUCAACAAGGGUUCACUUAUCACUAAUCACGAUAUAGAUCUCAAUAGCAAUAUGUUAUUCAUAGAUUAAACAAAUCUCACUACCUUUUUGUUACGGUUACCUACUCAACAAUAGGAAAUUUCUCAACUUUCUACUAGUCAAAACCCAAGGUAUCAUUCAAAGUAUAUUUCAAAAUAAAUAAAUUUUUUUCGCUUAGCUCUCUGAAUACUUUUCUUCCAGUUUAGUUACAUACAUUGAUUUAUCAUUUAUCAUUGAUGACACACCGCUUAGAGCAGAUUGAUUGAACUGAGCCCCCUCUUUUUGCAGAAAGCUGUGAUUGCUUCCGUAAAAUUAUACAUAUUUUUUUGUUUGGUUUUAAUCAUCAUCACAUUUUGAUAUUACAUCAUGAGAGAAGACAAUGUAAUUUCCAAAUUAAUCUCUGUCACGCGUUCUCUAACACCUACAAUCUACUUGGUCGACUAUCCUUUUUUGAUGAACUACCGUGGAGGCACCAUAUUCGAAGCGGGUCCUAAAUCGACGCACUCAAUAAGGUUCGACUAUUUCCAAUCUUUAUUUUUGUUUUGCACCAAUGUUUAAAAAAAUAUCUUAUCAAAAUUGGAAUGCGAUCAAAAAUAGACUAGUGCAUCAUCAUUAGGAACGCGUCAAAUAUGGUGCUGGCACGGUAAAAAAAAUCGGAAUUAUCAUUGUUUUAGAUGAAAAACGUAACGCGAGUAUUUUUUCCUACGUUUAUUUUUUUUUUAUUUUUGUUGGGUUAUUUUAUUCUUGGUGUACACUGUGGAAAUUGCGUGCUGAUAUUGUGUCAACGUUUUCUCUAUAUAGUGUGGUGCGGUGUGUGGGAGAAAAGCGUGCUGGAUGUUGCUUUUCUGUGGUACAGCAGUUUCACGUUUCAAUUGAAAUUACUAAUUAAAUGACACUGGUCGAAAAAAAGGUAAUUUUAAGUCAAAAGUCAUUUUUGUGUUGCCUGUCAGAGAUUUGUAUAAAAUAUUUUGAAAGAUAAAUCCUGAUUAAUGUGGGCGUCUAUGGUUGAACACCCGUAUAAAGAAAACGAGAAGGAUUAGAAAUUUCAAUUUAAUUCCACUGCCCUUAAUUGCUUACGCUUGACAAAUAUAUGUAUGUUGUGUUACCUAUAAUGUGCAUACUUCUUCAGUGUCUUCUACUAAAUUCAAGUUUUAGUACAAGCCACUGAAGAAGUCUGCACGUUGUAGACGAAAUACGCGAAUCUGUCAAGCAUAGACGUCAACAUUGCUGCACAAACCUUUUCUCACGGCUUGGCAUGUCAUUGUCACAUUUCCAAAAAGAUCAUCCAUGUCGACGCUCGCGUCCCGUGGAUGAAGAAAAUCUUUGCUCGUUGAAAAGAACUAAGAAGGCUGCUCUCAGAAGAUUUACUAAAUUCCUCACACUGCCACUGAAAUUCUACUAUGCCAGGCUCAACCACGAGUAUAAACG
Messenger RNA from Ochlerotatus camptorhynchus, 2820 nucleotides. Its product is annotated as parkin coregulated gene protein homolog. Lineage: Eukaryota; Metazoa; Arthropoda; Insecta; Diptera; Culicidae. The record is from RefSeq and is a predicted model, not a curated record. The transcript is spliced from 5 exons. The coding region runs from base 3 to 758 and encodes 251 amino acids. Gene Ontology annotation, molecular function: Hsp70 protein binding; Hsp90 protein binding.